UCUCUCAAAAAAACCAUAUUACAAAUUUAUUACAAACUCCUUACCAUGGCUAAUAUUCAUUUGAUUUUCCCACUUUUAUUUAUGUCUUGUUUCAUUUUCCCAUCCACCACAAAUGGAUACUCCAACGCAGUCAUAAAAGCUUGGUGCACUCAAACACCUCACCCACAACCUUGUGAAUACUUCUUAUCACAAAAUCCCAAAAUUACAUCUCCUAUCAUAAAAAAAUCCGAUUUUCUAAAAGUGUCACUAGACUUAGUCUUAGACCGUGCGUUACGUGCCCAAAUGACCACAUAUUCACUAGGUCCAAAAUGUCGCAACGAGCGCGAAAAAAACGCAUGGGCCGAUUGUGUUGAACUCUAUGAACACACAAUCAACAAAAUCAAAAGUACAGUUGAUCCAAACACUAAAUGCUCAGCUACUGAUGCUCAAACAUGGUUAAGUACAGCCUUAACAAAUCUCGAAACAUGUAAAACAGGUUUCGAAGAAUUAGGCGUUACGGAUUAUGUUAUGCCACUAAUGUCAAAUAAUGUGUCAUCUUUAAUUAGUAACGCUUUAGCUUUAAAUCAUGGUUAUUCUACUGAAAGUAGUAAUACUCAAGUUGAUGGAUUUCCAACUUGGGUAUCUCCUGGUGAUAGAAAAUUGUUGCAAUCGUCGUCGCCGGCUUCUCAGGCGAAUGUAGUGGUGGCUACUGAUGGUUCAGGGGAUUUUAAGACAGUGAAAGAAGCUGUGGAUGCUGCUGCCAAGAAUAAAGGAAGUGGGAGAUUUGUGAUAUAUGUGAAGGCUGGGAUUUAUAGUGAAAAUGUGGAGAUUGGAGAAAAGGUGAAAAAUGUUAUGUUGAUCGGAGAUGGAAUUGGAAAGACAAUUAUUACUGGAAGCAAAAGUGUUGGAGGUGGAUCCACUACCUUAAGAUCAGCCACAGUUGGUGCUUCCGGUGAUGGAUUUAUUGCUCAAGGCAUAACAAUUAGAAACACUGCUGGCCCCCAAAAGCACCAAGCAGUAGCCCUUCGAUCUGGCUCUGAUCUUUCAGUAUUUUAUCAAUGUAGCUUUGAAGGGUAUCAAGACACUCUGUAUGUUCAUUCCAAUAGGCAAUUUUACAAAGAGUGUGAUAUUUAUGGUACCGUCGAUUUUAUAUUUGGUAACGCAGCUGUUGUGUUACAAAAUUGUAACAUUUUCGCUAGAGACCCUCCGAAUAAAAUCAACACUGUGACAGCCCAAGGCCGAACUGACCCGAAUCAAAAUACUGGAAUUUCGAUUCAUAAUUGUAGAAUCACUGGAGCUGGUGCGAAAUCAGUUAGGACAUAUUUAGGAAGGCCGUGGCAAAAAUAUUCGCGCACCGUUGUAAUGAAAACAUUUCUUGAUGGGUUGAUUAAUUCUGAAGGAUGGUUACCAUGGAGUGGUAAUUUCGCGUUGAAUACGUUGUAUUAUGGAGAGUAUUUGAACACGGGACCUGGUUCAUCGACUGGAAAUCGAGUUAAUUGGGGGGGUUAUCGAGUUAUUACAAGUUCAGCUGAGGCAUCCAAAUUCACCCCUGCUAAUUUCAUUGCUGGAAAUUCAUGGAUUCCAGCUACCAAUGUGCCAUUCACUUCUGGUCUUUGAUUUGGUAUUUAUCUUAUAUUGUCUUUGUUAUUGUGGACUGUCAUAUAUACUGAUUUGAAUUGUCAAUUUGUAAGUAGCAUGGACAUAAUAAUUCAUGUUGCUCAAAUAUAGAAAUGUGUAAUUGAGUAACUACUUUGUAUU
Messenger RNA from Solanum verrucosum, 1737 nucleotides. Its product is annotated as pectinesterase 2. The transcript is spliced from 2 exons. The record is from RefSeq and is a predicted model, not a curated record. NCBI's taxonomy places the organism in Eukaryota, Viridiplantae, Streptophyta, Magnoliopsida, Solanales, Solanaceae. Gene Ontology annotation, molecular function: pectinesterase inhibitor activity; pectinesterase activity. Gene Ontology annotation, biological process: cell wall modification. Bases 46 to 1596 code for a protein of 516 amino acids.